AACCAUCCGCGUGUUGUGCGACGGUGCGUAAAGACAUACCAUUACCUGCGCAGUCUUAGCCAAAUUGGCUGCUACUUUGCACAGUGGGUAGAGACGUGGGGAAGACGCAUGCCCAUUCAUUUGUGACAGCAUACGUUUUGCUUUCUCCUUGGGGGUCCUUUCAUUUCCGCAUAGACAUGUAAGUGUAGACAGGUCUGUAUUGUGGUUUUGUUUGCCUCCCCAAAAUUGGUGAAGACACAAAGGUUCAUGUCUUUUGCAAUUGAUGUCACAGCUGAUGUUUCCCUGGCGGGUGGAGUGACGUUCUUCUUUUCCUCCCCCUUCCCCCUUUGGCGCAGGGACGAUGGAGGACCAGGGCGACUGCAUCCUCACCUUCAGUUCAUACGAAGAAUACGUGAAGAGCAAAAUCACACCCGCGGAUUUGUUCUACAUUGAAGAUGAACAACUCGUAUUCGAGAUAUUCUCACUGGGAUUGCAAAGCAGAGGAGUACUAAGCUGCGAAGACUUCAACAGUACUUACCAAAAGAAGAAGAAAAAAAAGGAGAGUUUGAAAAGAGCGGAGGAAAGAAAAGCAGACGUCGUACAGUAUGAUAUAAACUCUCUAACUGACCACACGAUGAAUUUUUUUUAUGCAAUAAAUUGCCACAUGCAUUUCUGUGAAGCAAACAGAAUUUGUUCCAUCCUGUUCAUCCGUUAUGUUAAUAAGAACCACUCGGAGAUCAGCUCCUACAUAGACGUAAACACUGAAAAGGUCAGGCAAAAAAUAAAACAGAAAAAGUACAUCUACGCAAGUAAAGAUGACUUGGCAUAUUUUAAUUGGCACAAUAAUUACAGCUGUACAAAUGAUAGCGCAAAUUUCCAGAUGGUAGUGAAUAAACAAGUGGGUCUCCUUUUUAAAUACACACGUGGUGGGAAGUACUUCACUUUGAAUCCUGUGCGGAGGGGGAUGAAGAUUCGGCUGAGCGAUAAUAUAAGCGAGGGUCGUAUAUCGGUUGGGUUGUCUACCGGGGAGGAGGAAAAAAUGAUAAGUUUGUGUGACGGGGUGGAGCGCGUGGAGCUCCGCGAUGCGAACUAUUUGCAGUGCAUCCUGUACGUUUUACGUGUG
This is a messenger RNA of Plasmodium coatneyi, 1102 nucleotides long. RefSeq lists its product as uncharacterized. NCBI's taxonomy places the organism in Eukaryota, Apicomplexa, Aconoidasida, Haemosporida, Plasmodiidae. The transcript has 2 exons. The record is from RefSeq and is a predicted model, not a curated record. The annotation marks the transcript as partial.